UGCAAGGUUAAGGUUACGUCAGACGUGUUAUGUUAUAACCGUUGGGGCGCACUCCGGCAAGUUCAGUGUCUCGUCGAGAGUGGCCGCGACACUAGGCUCGCGACCAUCGCUGUGCGCGCCUCACCUCGAGGACUGUACGACUCGCCUGUGAUAUACGAACAGUGAAAAGUUCAUGAACUGCGUGUUGACAUUUGUUUGAACUAUAUCACGUGACGACUUAUUUCCGAAAUAUCCUCGACGAGACGCCUGCAAGGUAUCUCUAAGACGACCGGCAUUGUUUCCGAAUCUAACGAUUGGUGGUGGCGGUUAACGGCUAGCGGUUGUGGUGUUGUCAGAUAACGAAUGUUGCCACGGCCUCUAUCAUACAGCAUAAUGCGGCUUUUACUUAGUUUACUAUUUGUGGCGUGCGCUGCCGAAGCCGCGAAAAAAUUCGAAGGAACCUUGAGAUCGGCGGCCGAUGCACCGCCUCAGGAUAAUCUUGCUAUAGAGUCUGCAUCAGCAGAGCCCGUUGUAGUGGCCGCGCCUCAGGAUUACCAAAAUCCUGGUGCCCCACCUCCUGAUGCUCCUAAGCCUGAAGCCGAAGAUCCCAUCGAGGAACCGGCUCCUGUACCGGAAACGGCAUCUGAAGGUGUGCCACCCUCUGCUCCGAGUGGCGCAUCCGCACCAUCAGCUCCGGCUAACUCGUUAGAAGAAUGUGAUCCCGAAAUGAUUGGUUUCGAACUAGUUACUGGAUACGUGUUUUCGGCGCCUUCUCACAUUUUAGACGAUAUCCCUGGUACCUUGAUGUUGACAGAUUGCCUGGAACAGUGUCAGGCGAAUGACACUUGUCGGGCAGUUAACUACGAGACUGGACUUUGCGUGUUGUUUAGUUCUGAUGCUGAUCAGCUACCGGGUGCAUUGACCAAGUCGCAGUUUCCCGUGUUCACUAUCUAUGCGCAGAAGUCAUGCUUAGGCGUGCGUCCGUGCGAGCGCGCGUGGUGUUUCGACCGUGUGCGCGGCUACCAUCUCAAGGGGCACGGAAAGAAGACGCACACAGUUGGCUCCAGGCAGAUGUGUCUCGACCUCUGCCUCGGCGAGAACGAGUUUGUCUGCAGAUCGGCGAACUACAACAAUAAAACUGGGGAGUGCGUGCUCUCCAAUAUGGACCGUAUUACUUUGGCUGGAACCAACUCUUUCCAAUCGAAUGAAGAUACGGACUAUUUAGAAAACAACUGCGUCGAAGAGCCAACAAAGUUAUGCGAGUUCAAAAAAAUGGGCGGACGCAUUCUGAAGACCGUGGACUCGGUGUAUCAAGAUGUGCAAACCGUUGAGGAAUGCAGAGAGUUAUGCCUUAACUCGCCAUUCCGCUGUCAUUCAUACGACCACGGCGAUACUGGCGACCAUGUAUGCCGUCUUUCCCAUCACUCACGUGCAACACUCGCUGACAUUCAGGACCCUUACUUAGAGGUACCCGAAGCGGCUACAUAUGAAUUGUCUUCUUGCUACAACGUAUCUAUUGACUGCCGUGCUGGAGAUAUGGUUGCUCGUAUUCAAACCUCUAAAUUGUUCGAUGGCAAAAUUUACGCAAAGGGUAGCCCUAACUCGUGUGUUGUCGACGUUAAACAAAGCCUCGAAUUUGAAUUGCAUAUGGGAUACAAUAACAUUGAGUGCAAUGUUAAACAGAACGGACUUGGAAGAUAUUUGAACGAUGUCGUCAUUCAACAUCAUGACACAAUCGUUACGUCUUCCGAUUUGGGUCUUGCUGUAACAUGCCAAUAUGACUUGACAAACAAAACCGUCGCCAAUGAGGUAGACCUUGGAAUUCACGGAGAUAUCCAGACUGGUCUGUCGGAGGAGGUCAUUGUCGACUCGCCCAACGUAGCCAUGAGAAUUACCGACAGAAGUGGAGAUGACACCAUUGCUUCGGCUGAAGUUGGAGAUCCUCUGGCUCUCCGCUUCGAGAUUAUGGACCCGAACUCGCCAUUCGAAAUCUUCGUACGAGAACUUGUGGCUAUGGACGGCGUCGAUUCCAGCGAAAUUACUCUUAUCGACAGCGACGGUUGCCCCACCGAACACUUCAUCAUGGGACCUCUAUUCAAAUCCACCAACAGUGGAAAGACACUGUUGUCACACUUCGAUGCCUUCAAGUUCCCGUCCUCCGAAGUGGUUCAAUUCCGUGCCUUGGUGACUCCUUGUAUGCCUACUUGUGAGCCAGUACAGUGCGAUGGUGGACCAAACGAACUUCGCUCUGUCAUGUCAUACGGCCGUAGGAAGAGGCGUUCUACCCCCGCUGCACCCACCGAUGACAUGUUGCUUGUGCAAACCAUCCAGAUUACCGACAAAUUCGGCUUCGACAAACAACGCGCCAAGAAUGUCACUGAAGACUCAGUGUUCGUAAGGGAGACCGACGUUACUUGCGUGAACGCAGCAGGAGCUAUGCUCGCGGCGGCCGCUUUCUUGGCGGCUCAACUAGUCGUACUCGCGGCGUGGACGUGCAGUUGGCAGAGACGGCGCGCGGCAGCCAAGGCCGCCGAACUUCUCCCUGGACCAAACGCACCAUCUGCACUUUGCAAAGUUUACGACCCGAGCUAUUCUCGUACGCACCAGAGGCACUUUUGAGUAUUUUGUAGACGUGUCGACGUGAUCAACGUCCGCAAUAGUAGUUUAUGUUGUUAGUAUAAAAACCCCCGUCGUGUCCCGGCUUGUAGAAACUACGUGUUACGAUCGAGUGACACGUAGUUCGUUGACAGAGCGCAGGACUACGACAGCGGUUAUUUAAUGGUAGUGUCCGAACAUUUCCGCAUCAUACGCUACAUACGGCCAAUAUGUGCGGGAGAGUGCGACACAGAGACGGGGACGACCACAAGAGUGCGCGUGAACGUGGACGAAUGCGAGGCGGGACGCAUGUGACUGUGUGUAUGCGUUGAUGAGUGUAAUGACGCUCGCUUGUCCCCUUCUCUAGUGCCGGCGCGGGACCGAGGCCGUGACCCGUUAUCAAGAUCGCGUCGCUCAUUCGUUCAUUUUAAAAUCGGAUGUUCAUUUGCGGAUGUCCGAAUAGUAUUGUACCAUAUUUUAUUGAUUUAGCGUAAGCCUGAUUUUUUAAUUAUAGAGAUAGGUAAAAAGUAACAUUUCAGUACCUUUUAAGUAGAAAUCCGAACGUGCGACCUAAGUCAUGAAACGAUGGAUUGACGGCCGUCCCGACAUCGUAAUUUAUUUAAUUUAGGUUAGUUUUUUACGUAAUUUAUGAUUGAAAUAAACUUAUUUAAUAAAACUCCUAAUAUAAAUAUUUACCUAAAUAAAAAAAGAAAGCUUACGACUUAAACAGUGUGCUAUUUUAUAUAAAUAUAAAUUCAAAAUAUUUAAUUAUGUUCUUAGUGCCUUAAAGUCGUAUUAAUAAUUUUAUUAAUCAUAAUAAAAUACUUUUUAAGUAAAAAGCUUAAAUAGUGUUUUUAACUUUUUUGUCCGUCCAAAUUGUCAUUACGUCAUUACUUAAAAUAAACUUAUACAUUAAUAA
This is a messenger RNA of Manduca sexta (tobacco hornworm), 3493 nucleotides long. RefSeq lists its product as uncharacterized. The coding region runs from base 343 to 2598 and encodes 751 amino acids. The record is from RefSeq and is a predicted model, not a curated record. The transcript is spliced from 12 exons. Lineage: Eukaryota; Metazoa; Arthropoda; Insecta; Lepidoptera; Sphingidae.